AUGUCCAUCGCGAGUGCCGGCACGAAUAUGGUCUCUAUGUUGAUCCCCGGUGGUGGCCUUCUAGGGGCCGUUGGAUCAGCUACCGGUCUUUUCGCGAUUUGCGCAGUUUGUGGUAUCUGCCUACGAUGGUGCUUCGUGAAGUUAAAGCAGUGCUGGCGAGGUUUUGACAUUCGAGCCGUUUGUGGUAUGGACAAGCUCUUCCUGGCAUGGGGCUUUGACAAGUACCCGAGUUUUCCUAUUACGGUCACUAUUCACUCGGCAAAGGACUUCAGGAAUACGUCACUCCUGGGGUCAGCUAAUCUCUAUGUUGUGGUGGAGGCGAAGUAUGAGUGUUGCAAGAGCAUGGUGCAAUGGUCUGUCGAAAAGCAUUUUUUUAAGCAAGCUGAUAAGUUUUUGAACGCCAGAAAGGAUCACAAACUUCACGCUAAGGACGGCAGUGUGGCUGGACAACUGGCCCUCACUUUUCGGAAAGAUGGCGAAGUGCUAGAUGUGAUGGGUGACAACGUACAGAGGAAUGUCACUGGUAGUAGGAAAGUGAAGGUUCUCGCGUCGGUCUUACAAGGCCGACUCGAACGUCGGAAGGCCACAAGGCGUCUUGGGGGUAGUGGGAAAGGGAAGGAAGUAUUCGCAGCAGUAUGCGAGUUGCUCCCCCGGAGUAGUAGUGACUCUGAGCCCGAUAUAGAUGAGCUUAAGAAGAAGGCCCAGGAGAAGGGCUGGGCCAGGGACUAUGUCCCGUUGAAAUGGUUUUGGUGCCUCUGGGAAAGCCGACGAGAAUUCGAAAAAGAUCCGGAAGAUCCGGAUGUGAUGAUUUCGGUAUUGUCUAUCACAUCAGUCCACCGCGACACAGAGCAGUCCAACUACUUUUCCUUUAAAUACAAGAACAGUGAGGGAAAGAGUAUUGAGGAGCGGUAUAGGACAAUUAGAAGGGAUCGAGAGGUGUGGGUGGACGGAUUGGAGCUCUUACGGUUGGAGUGUCGGUUGUUGAAGAAAGCGGAAAAUGACAAGUUGGCGUAUUGGAGGAGUAGGCCGGUGGCUGAACAGAUGGACGUAUGGAAAGAUGAGCUUCGUAGAAGAGGAUAUGCUGAUGAGGAAAUCACUGAGUAUUAUAAUCAUGUAUUGCUACAGUCUAUGUCGAAAACAGAGCGGGAAAGGGCCAUAGCCCAGGCCCAAAGGGUGGUCAUCCCUGGGGUCAGUGUUCCUCACAGGGAGGGGCGACCACAGGGAAGUGAAGGGGAUAGGGAACCGGCCGGUGUGGUAGAGGCGGAAAAGUCUCAGCCGAGAGUGGUCCAAGGGAAGCCGAAGUCCAUCCCGAAGGCUCCAAGCCCUUCACCCCCCUCACCCAGUGGAGGGCCUAAGAAGGGGGUUGAUAUGUCGUCAUCUCCUCCUCCCGAGUCGUUAUCGUCCGUAUCCUCCACCUCGAGUGCUCCCCGAAGUGCUUUUUACCAUCCCUUGCGCAAUUCGCAAGGUCGUUUCUAUCGGACUAAACGGCAUGGACCAGGCAACGGUCUGCGAAUGGUCUUCGACUCGGCUAUAAAGAAUAAACUUGAGGACGCUGGUAUCCUCGCGGAAUUGUUCGUUGCCCACACACUCCAAGAGAUCUAUGCUGAGGAGUUCUCCCUUGACUGGUGGAAGACCAGCGCAAGGACGGCCUGCUAUCCGGACCAUGGUCGCGAUGGUGUGGACGAUCGGCUCGGGUAUGAUUUCGAAUUACUCGAUACUAAAGGUGUCUUCUCUAAGGCGUCGGAGGAUGGUCCUCGUUGGGUCCGACUUGAAGUGAAGGGAACAUUGCGGUCUGAGGGCACCAUCAAGUUCGAGAUGUCCCGUAACGAGCUCGCUGUUGCCCAGAACCCCGAUGCUGACUAUGUUGUUGUUCUGGUUAAGAACGCGGCCGGGGAUUGCCCAGUCAUUCAAACUGUCCUCACUAACUUCUUCUCGAACAUUGAAGAGAAGCGCGUUGCUUGCAAGCCGAGUCAAUACUCUAUCACUCUAGCUGACCCUGAGCUAUACCACAGUGUUCCUAGCGAGAUUGCUAAGAAAAGGCCUUCAGACACGGAGUCUAAAAUGAUGCUCAAAGCGGACGAGAAGAAACUGUGCGAUCGAGCUAAACGUAUGAAGCGGAAAGAGACUAGUGAAACCCAAGUUACUGAAACUGAGAUGCGAGAGUAUCAAAAACGUCGAAUGAGAUGA
Molecule: messenger RNA, 2187 nt
Organism: Perkinsus marinus ATCC 50983
Lineage: Eukaryota; Perkinsozoa; Perkinsida; Perkinsidae
Exons: 12
Coding region: 1-2187 (728 amino acids)
Source: RefSeq, a predicted model, not a curated record